Messenger RNA from Mixia osmundae IAM 14324, 2776 nucleotides. RefSeq lists its product as uncharacterized. The record is from RefSeq and is a predicted model, not a curated record. Gene Ontology annotation, biological process: retrograde transport, endosome to Golgi. The transcript has 10 exons. Lineage: Eukaryota; Fungi; Basidiomycota; Mixiomycetes; Mixiales; Mixiaceae. Bases 136 to 2691 code for a protein of 851 amino acids. Gene Ontology annotation, cellular component: GARP complex.
GAGUCGCUCCCUCGGCCAAAGAUGCCAUGAUCAGAUGGAAGCGUCAGUGCAGGGGGGUUCGUUGUAGCUGAAGCAGCUGCGGGCAUCGUGCAAGCCGCAAGUGGGGCCCCCUGGCUGGACAGCAAGGUGUACCCAAUGCCGGCAACAUGCAAGCGAACACGUCGACACGUCGUUCAGCGCUUCAGCGACUGCCCCGGGCCUCAUAUCACACUGGCAUCGCAGCAUGACAUCUCGUCAGCUUCCGCGACAAGCAUCUCAGAUAUGACGGUAGAUCCACGAUGGACGCUGCCAGCGAGCACUGCCGAGGCUCUACACGCCUACGCUCAGCAAUCGCUACCCAAUACCGCGAGUACAUCUGUCGACUUGGAAGCGAUACUUGAUGAGCUUCUCCCCGAUGAGAGCGCCAUCGGACAGAGUCAGGCACUGUCGCUCAAGCUGCAAGCGCGCAUUCAAGCAUACCGCCAAGAGAUACUCGAACGCAAGGCCGCCUUGCAAGCUCAGCAGAGUCAAGGUGCAACCAUAGCAGACAUACAACAGCUCGUCGGGGAGCUUUUGACCGAGGUACAUCAUCUGCGAGCAGGCGCGACAGAAUCCGAGGUCGUCGUGAGGGAGAUCACGAGGGACAUCAAGUCGCUCGAUCUUGCAAAACGCAACGUUGUCACUACCAUCAAUACUGUUCAGCGCUUCCAGUCAUUGAAACAAGCCCAGCAGAAGCUCGAAGAAUUGGCGCAGACGCAGAGAUACAGGGAGAUCUCGCAGACGCUACAGGUCAUUGCUGAAUUGGCAGUGCAUUUCAAUGCGUACAAGGCGGUCACCAUCGUGUCAGAGCUGCAACAAAACAUCAGACAGCAGCAAAACAUCGUUAGAGAACGUGCAGCAGCGGAACUUACGAAAGCAUUUACCCAAGAGAGCCGCACGCCCAUAAGGAACAAUACCAUAUUACCGGAUGCUUGUCUGGCCACAGAUGCAUUGGGGCCAGACGCUCGUAAGACGCUCAUCAAUUGGUACUGCACUCACCAGCUCAAAGACUACCGUCGAAUAUUCAAGAGCAAUGACGAAGCCGGUCAACUCGAUAAUCUCCCGAGGCGCUUUGCAUGGUUCAGACGGAUACUCCGGACCUAUGAAGAUGAGCAUGCGAGCGUGUUUCCCACCAGCUGGACAGUCGGUAGAUGCCUCACUGGCUGCUUUGGCGAGGUGACAAGGGAUGAUUUGCGGCAUGUCAUUGAGAAGACGAAUAGCGCCAAGCACCUCACAGUGACAGUACUGCUUGAGAGUCUCAAUGCGACCAAAGACUUUGAGCGCGAGAUGUGUCGACUCUUUUCGGUCGGACAAUAUAGCGAAGUUGCGUCCUCGUCCACCAUGGCGCUCGGUUCCGCGCCAGAGCCCAUCAGCGCGGUCUUUGUGCCGUUUCUUGAUGUCUUUGUGAAAGCCCAAGAUAAAACACUUGCAGAAAUGUUCGGCGGCUUUCGUUCGACUUCUCGCGCCUCUUUCGGAUCUGCAACACCGCACGAUGCCAAUGGUGAUCCUGCAACCAUACUGCCUUCUGCGACUGAACUUGUCUACUUUUACCGAGACACGCUCGAGCGAUGCGCCAAACUCUCGAACCAAGGCCCCCUCCUCAGCCUUUGUCUGAUUUAUCGCAAAUGGCUCAAGGUCUAUGCGGAUGAAAUACUCGCCGGCUCCCUCUCCUCAAGACUGAGCACAUCUCGAAGAUCAGGCGAUACGCGUACUUCUUCUUACGAGAUACAGCACGCCUGUAUCAUACUCAACACCAGCGCGUACUGCUCAGAGACGGCAUCGCAGCUUGAAGAUCGUAUGAAGACUUGCAUCGAUGCCGGGCUGAAGGAGAAAGUCACGUUUGAGGCGGAAAAGGAUCUCUUCAUCGGCGUCAUAUCUCAAUCGCUCAAUUACAUCGUCCGAGAGCUCGAUCAUGCCAUCGAGCCACCGCUUUCAAUCAUGGCCAAGGCACCUUGGUCAACCUCGGAGCUCGUCUCGUCGGAAUCAGCGUAUACCGGCUCGCUGAAUAGGGCGAUCAGCGAGACGAUCGACGCCGCAAAGUCUCAUAUCGAUAGCAAGAAGUACGUCAGAAGUCUGUGCGAUCGAGCGAUAGGAAUCGUCUUGACCAAAUUCAUGCAAAACAUCAUCCGCUGUCGACCUAUCACCCAUGUCGGCGCUGAGCAGCUUAUGCUCGACUUGCAAAGCCUCAAGCGAUGUCUGCUUCAGCUACCCCAAUUGAGCGAGGAGCAACCGAAUGCCUCAUAUGCUCGACUGGUCAACAAAGGUGUCGGCCGUAUCGAUAUCAUUCUCAAAGUCGUCAUGGAGAAGGAACACCCGCCGGAUGCGUUCGUUCAGAAUUACCUCAUUCUCAUUCCCUGCAUGUCCUUUUCGGACUUUCAGAAGAUCCUCGACCUCAAGGGCGUGCGACGGACGGAUCAGAAUUCGCUCUUGGACGUGUUCCUCGCGCAGACGUCAAGCAAGACUGAUCUCAGCGACUCGUCUUUCUUAUCAUCGCUUGAUAUGGAUCCAGAAGCUUCGCCGGGACCCGCAUCUGCGGGGAUCUUUGGAGGAUUGGGGAUCACGACUUCCUACAGCUUGAGCAAUUCGCCGCUUUUGUCGAACCCAGGCAAGUCGGUGCCUAGCACGACGGGCGGCUUACGAGCUGGUCUCGGGUUCAGUAGCCUGUUCGGAUGAUGUACUACAUGCAUGGCAACAGAAACAGUGGUCAUGAAUCUGGACGACAGGAUCUCUUUAGCGCUCGGCAUUGUUGAGUAGCCUG